Molecule: messenger RNA, 1969 nt
Organism: Lonchura striata (white-rumped munia)
Lineage: Eukaryota; Metazoa; Chordata; Aves; Passeriformes; Estrildidae
Gene: ARK2C
Product: arkadia (RNF111) C-terminal like ring finger ubiquitin ligase 2C
Biological process (GO): motor neuron axon guidance; positive regulation of BMP signaling pathway
Cellular component (GO): nucleus
Molecular function (GO): ubiquitin protein ligase activity; zinc ion binding
Source: RefSeq, a predicted model, not a curated record
GUGCCGGCCGAGCGCGGCCGCCGCCAGUCGCCGGCGCGUCCGGGGGGCACAAAGGCCGCAGCAUGGUCCUGGUGCACGUCGGAUACCUGGUGCUGCCCGUCUUCGGCUCCGUGCGCAACAGAGGUGCUCCCUUUCAAAGGUCUCAGCAUCCCCAUGCUACCUCCUGCCGGCAUUUCCACCUGGGUCCCCAGCCUCAGCUCUCCGCCGACUUUGCCCUGCCUCACGCGGUGCAGCCACAGCCGGGGCUGGCUCCCCAUAUGGCCCCCACGCACCAGCACAGCGGCGCCCUGCACCAGCCCCUGGCGCCGGUGCCCGCCCUGCCCUUCCAGGACGUUGCUGGGCCCUCCUUCCUACCUCAGGCGCUACACCAGCAAUACCUCCUCCAGCAGCAGCUCCUCGAGGCACAGCACCGCCGGCUCAUGCCCCAUCCCAGGCGGGCCCAAGAGCGCAUGUCUGUCCAGCCUCACCGCCUACACCCCAGCUUCGACUUCAGUCACCAACUGCAGACUCCACAACCCAUGGGUCCCCAGCCCAGGUAUUUGGCAGAGGGCACAGACUGGGAUCUCAGCGUCGACGCGGGGCUGACUCACGCCCAGUUCCAGGUCCGGCCGGUACCCCAGCCCUAUCAGCAUUACUUGGCUACACCUCGGAUGCACCACUUCCCCAGAAGCACAUCCUCAACCCAGGUGGUUGUUCAUGAAAUCAGAAAUUACCCUUACCCUCAGCUUCAGCUGCUUGCUCUUCAGGGACUGAACCCAAGCAGGCACACAUCCGCUGUGCGGGAGAGCUAUGAAGAACUGCUGCAGCUGGAGGACAGGCUGGGCAGCGUGAGCCGGGGAGCCGUCCAGAACACCAUCGAAAGAUUCACUUUCCCCCACAAGUACAAGAAGAGAAGACCACAGGAAGGCAAAGCUGAGCAGGAUGAUGGCGAGGAGUCAGAUACCGAUGAGAAAUGCACAAUCUGUCUGUCCAUGCUUGAAGACGGAGAGGAUGUCAGGCGGUUGCCCUGUAUGCAUCUCUUUCACCAAGUGUGCGUGGACCAGUGGCUGGCCACCAGCAAGAAGUGCCCAAUCUGCAGGGUGGACAUUGAAACACAGCUCGGCUCAGACAGCUGAAAAGACUAGCUGGACACACCAUUUUCCUUACCAGGUCGUAUGGCCAUAAAACCUUGCAGCAAAAUUUUUUGCCUUCUGAGCCAUUUGAUUGAGAGGGGAAGUCUGCAGGCAUGGUAGUGAGGAGAAGGAGGAGGUGAUAUAAUAUCUAGCAGUAGGAGUUAUUGCACAUAUACGCAGGAUACAGGCCCAGUGAAAGGGAGCUGGCAUUCCCGGAGCUCAGAGACCCCGUGCUGCAGAAGAUUUUAGUGUUGAAUAUGAAGGAACUAGUUGUGAUAGUCCGGCCUGUCAAUCCUGCUUUUCAUGGGGAUUGUAUAUAUACCUCUCAAAUAUGUAGAAACAUGUUAGGGGUCCUUUAGCUAUUUCUAUGGAUGGCAGCUGGAGCAUGUUAGCUUAAGAAAUGUUGUGUUUGAUGCCCUACUCAUCUUGUGGUAGACAUGUUGCUGUUACCUAAUUUGCACCAAAUACUUUUUCAUAGAUUCCUUAUUUUGGUGCCUGAUUAAUACAUUGCAGAGAGGGAAUAAAGAGGUCAAACAUCCCCAUCUUUGGGGUGGGGGAAAGAGGAGAAAAAGCAAAAUCCUGUUUACAGUCAGAAGGGUUUGUGCUCUUUGCCUCAGCCGCGUGUGCUUCUUUCCCUUGCAUUUACAGUGUGUUGCAAAUCUAGAGAAGCUUAAUAAAAAUAAAAAUUGGGGAUAAAAUGAACGAAGCAAUAGGGAAAAGCUUCGUUCCUGCUUGUCUGCUGGUGCUGGACACUUUCUGUAGCGGCACAGUAUUUGAGUAGAUGCUGUUUCUUUGCUUUCUGUAUUUUAACAAAGUAGCUUGUCAUAUCAAAAUCCAAGGAAGUUCUGUCUAUAUGA